Chara braunii is the source of this 2617-nucleotide messenger RNA. The record is from the annotation of a GenBank genome assembly. Lineage: Eukaryota; Viridiplantae; Streptophyta; Charophyceae; Charales; Characeae.
UCCCAGGUGACAGGAGUUCCCGACGAGACAACAGUGGCUCAAACAUACAGACACCGAAUGACCAUAACCCCCAUCACUCAAAAUUCCACCAGUAAUAAAUGCAUCAAACCAACACCAGGCUAUGCCAUGAAAAAUUGCCCACAACAUACAUUUGUAUUAUAGCCGCUGCUCUACUGGCUAAAGCACCUCAGAACUCCCACCACACACCAUGUAUUCCGAAAUGCAUACCCAGGGGAAUCUCACUGGCAGCACAGACUCGCUGACUCCACCUACAAGUUAGUACGAACAUGCAAUGGCACCAGGCAACGACUUGAACUCCCCAUGCUAAGGAGCCUCCAUGCAACACCAAUGGUGUGGGCCCCCCAUCGAGCACCAGGUGCACUACUCAUUACGGCAUCCUGGUCGUUCACAGUCAUGUGCUCUGCAAUGGGCAGCCUGUGGGAAUGACAGCCACAAUGCGCACUCUUUGCUUCCUCACAGGGAUUUCAUGGCUGCAAAACUAAUUACUGGGAAGGAGGCUUCAUGUGCCCGCUUUUCUGUGGAUGGCUCGUUGCUUGCUGUCUCUGAUACAGCUGGCAUUGUGGAGGUUUACAGAGUAUCCACGGGUGAGCGACUUCAUGUGCUAGAUCCUGGGCCAGAAAGGGAAAAGCGACCGUGCACAGCCAUUCGCUUCCGGCCUAGCUCGGGAACGGAACUGACAAGGAACGUCCUCAUCUCCUGUGAUGCUUUUGGGGAAAUCAGGCACUGGCAUGCAACAUCCGGAAAAUGUUUGAACAGAAUUGUGGAGGAGGGAAACCAGAUCUACACAAUCGAGUAUCGAACCAACGGUCAGCAUUUUGCAACAGCAGGACGAGAUUGCACGGUGCGAGUAUAUGACGAAACCACACGCAAGCUGGCAUCAAAGUUGGUCGACGGGGAUGGACGAACAACAGCAGGUCACUCCAACCGUAUUUUUGCUGUCAAAUUCCAUCCAAACGAUGAGAAUGUGUUGCUGAGCAGCGGGUGGGACAAUACCAUCCAGAUCUGGGACAUCCGUUGCGGCUUUUCAGUUCGAAGCAUUUAUGGUCCGCACAUCUGCGGCGACUCCAUGGACAUUAGAGAUGAUGUUGUCCUGACAGGAUCAUGGCGAUCAUCCAAGCAACUACAGACAUCGUCCAAUGGGAAUGGACCGCCGAGUCCACCUUUCUCUCCGCCUAAGUCUCCUCAUUCUACUCCUUCCAAGUCUCCUUCUUUUUCGACGACUCCGGGCAAGACAAGUGAACCGGAAAAGCCAAAGAAGAAAGAGAAAGUGAAAAUGAAGUUGUCUUUUACGUUUAGUAAUAAGAAAGAUGAGAGUCUGCCUCUAUGGAUUGCCGAAAUCCAAACGUAUGUAAGUACCGCUCCGGUCGAACUGGAGUCCCAAGUGGCAUUCACCACCUCUUGCAUGGGAGGUGAGGCCAACCAAUGGGUGUUGGCCGAGGCUAACGUCGCGGGGUUUGAAGACAUCGGCGAGUGGGCAAAGACAUUAACCCUGAAACAGUUCUUGGCCAAGAUCAAGGACCAUUUCCUCGACAAGACAACAGCCAACGAAGCAUUUGACCAGCCAACGACGAUUGGUCAAAAGCAUUGGACGUUGGUCGAGGCUUUGUCCCGCGAAGUCGACCGAUUGCUGCAGGGUUCAAGAUUGAACCUGCAAGACAGCCAAGUGUUGUACAUCUACUCCCGCGCGUUACCUGAGCCUAUCCGGGGACACCUGGUUGCCGAAGCGAAGUCGGGUAAGUAUAACUAUAGGCAAUUUCGACACCUCGUUCUGGAAAGGGAGCAAAUGACUUCUCAAGUCAAAAACUCCUAUGCAACCGUAGUUAAGACUGGAGGAGGAGGAGGUGGGAGGACAUAUGAUAGCAAACGAGUUAUUUGGCGAGAAAAGCGCCAGGACCAGAUCCUUGUUGUCUUCGAUGAUGACACAAUGGAAAAGUGGCACAGGGAAGAUGGAAAUGGAAAGGAUAGCAACAAUGAAUCCGGGAAGGGGGAAGUCAUUGUUGCUGUGGCCACCAGGGGAGGGUCACCGAGAAAUUUUGUAAAGAAGAAACAACUCUCGUUUCCAGCACACCCUGACAUUGCCGAGGGGAAGCCUUGGUUGAAAGGAAUGGACCGUGAAACUUCAAGUUGGCAGGAGCGCAUGGAUAAUGCACAAUGUCUUAAAUGCGGCACACCAGGACAUAUGAUCGCAUAUUGCCCUUUGAUUAGAAACCCAAAAGCGAGCAGCCAGUAGAAGUAGCAUCUGCUCCUACUAAGAUUAAGGGUAAGGUUGAAGAGAAAGGUGAGGCGUCAACGAACCCUUCCUACUAUUUUUCUCAUAUGGCAGAGGAGGAUUCCCUAGCCCAUCAUCCACAUCGCCCUGACAUUGUCUUAUGUUCUGUCUCUCCGGAUGACUCCCUUGAUGAGCUAGGUAAUGAAUUGCGAGCCUUAUGUACCUCAUGGGCUCGAAAAGCAAAGUCUAAGAGCGAAUUGUUGUUUGCAGAUGUAGAAAUCGCACGAUCACGAGUAGGUGCGUUGUUGGACCCCGGAUCGACGAGGUCCUACAUAUCCGAGAAAGCAAUCCGCAAGUUGCAUAUCGGAAUGAAGGUAACAGACUUAU